Messenger RNA from Puma concolor (puma), 833 nucleotides. It is a transcript of the gene NSMCE2, whose product is annotated as NSE2 SUMO ligase component of SMC5/6 complex. The record is from RefSeq and is a predicted model, not a curated record. Gene Ontology annotation, biological process: protein sumoylation; protein ubiquitination; double-strand break repair via homologous recombination. Gene Ontology annotation, molecular function: ubiquitin-protein transferase activity; zinc ion binding; SUMO ligase activity. NCBI's taxonomy places the organism in Eukaryota, Metazoa, Chordata, Mammalia, Carnivora, Felidae. Gene Ontology annotation, cellular component: nucleus; Smc5-Smc6 complex.
AGUCCGGGUGCAGCCAGAGAGAGCUGGGUCGGACAUCCAGGUAAUAAUUUCAAGAUGCCCGGACGUUCGAGUUCAAGUUCAGGCUCAACUGGUUUUAUAUCCUUCAGUGGUAUAGAAUCUGCUCUCUCCUCUUUGAAAAACUUCCAAUCCUGUAUCAGCUCUGGAAUGGACACAGCUUCUAGUGUUGCCUUGGAUCUUGUGGAAACUCAGACUGAAGUGAGUAGUGAAUACAGUAUGGACAAGGCAAUGGUUGAAUUGGCCAUGAUGGAUCGGGAACUAAGCCAUUACGUAAAGGCUGUUCAGUCUGCGAUAAAUCAUGUAAAAGAAGAACGUCCAGAGAAGAUACCAGAUCUAAAAUUAUUAGUGGAGAAGAAAUUUUUGGCUUUACAGAAUAAGAAUUGUGACACAGACUUUCAAAAUAAUGCAAAAUUUGUACAGUUUAAACAACAGCUGAAAGAACUGAAGAAGCAAUAUGGUCUUCAAGCCGACAGAGAGGUUGAUGGGACAGAAGGAGUUGAUGAAGAUAUGAUUGUGACCCAGAGCCAGACCAACUUCAUCUGCCCCAUUACACAGGUGGAAAUGAAGAAACCGGUGAAAAAUAAAGUGUGUGGCCACACCUAUGAAGAGGAAGCCAUUGUUCGCAUGAUUGAGUCCAAGCACAGGCGGAAGAAAAAGGCUUGUUGCCCCAAAAUUGGCUGUAGCCACACAGAUGUGAGAAUGUCAGACCUCAUCCAGGAUGAAGCACUUAGAAGGGCCAUCGAGAGCCACAACAAGAAGAAAACUCGUCACUCCGAGUAGGACAAACACACCUCCCUACAGGGAUGUCUGCAGCC